Molecule: messenger RNA, 171 nt
Organism: Eutrema salsugineum
Lineage: Eukaryota; Viridiplantae; Streptophyta; Magnoliopsida; Brassicales; Brassicaceae
Exons: 1
Coding region: 1-171 (56 amino acids)
Source: RefSeq, a predicted model, not a curated record
AUGGCGUUUGAAAGGAAAACUGCGAUUGUGUUAAUCGUUGUAAUUCUAAUGAUAGUUGCAAUGACUGCGACGGAAGUUGAUGGCAGAAUUAAUAUCCGACGGACCUUAAAUGAUUUUGGUGGAGCUUGCUGCAACGUCUUCAUUCAUACUUGUUGUUUUCCUAAACAUUAA